UUUUGUUCUCACAUUUCUGUCCCGUUAAUGAUGUCAGACACAAGCUGAUGAUGUCAUGAUGAUGUCAUGAGUCAUAUAGAUAUUUGAUGAAUUGUGCAGUCCUAGAAUGUAUUUGUCAUCAUUGUCACUUUUAAUUUAUGCAUUUGAUUUGAUUUUAUGCUUUUUCAUUAGACACAUUUGAGUUUUAAGUUUUGGACAAAUGCACCCCUGGAUCCUGCGGGACAAGGCUGUGAAGAAUGAAGAAGCCGACCAGGAGAUCAAACAGGAUGGAAUUAAACCGGAGGAGAAAGCCCACAAGGCCGCCACCAAGAUCCAGGCCAGCUUCCGUGGGCACAUCACCCGGAGAAAAAUGAAAGAUGGCGAGGCAAACGGCGCCGUUCCAGAAGAAUCCGCCGAGACCACGGAAGGAGAGGAGGAGAAGGAGCGAAUCUCUCCAUCUGAGGAGAAGCCGGCGGAGGUUUCCACGGAAAUGGCGGAAGAGAACAAACAUGUCAAGAGUCCCAACUCACCUGCUGCCGAAGCCCCUCCCACUGCUGACCACGGCCCCUCAGGCACGCCCCCUAAAGAGGAAGUGCAGGUGCAGCCGCAGGAAGUGGAAAAGCCUAAAGAAGCCGAGAAACCCGCAGAAGAACCCGCCGUAAACGCGCAGAAUGAGGAAGAGGAGGAAGCCAAUCGAGCUGACGUGCCUGACGACGCUGAGAGCCACGAAACAGACAAAAGAGAGGAUGUCGACGACUCCAAACCAGCAGAUGAGGCCGUUUCAGACGCGGGCAAAGAAGAGAACAUUUAAACGAGCGGUCCAGUAUGAGAACGUCCUUCACAGGCUGCUCUUCGGUGCUGAAGACGGUCUGUUUUAUGUUUGUCUAGUUUUGAGUGGCAGUGAUUGACAUUUGGAGGGAGUUUUCUGAGACUGUGUGUUUCAUCGCAGACAUCAUCUUCACGAUCCGCUUCUCUAUAGUUCCACACACGCUCUUUUCCCAGCGCGGCUCUUCCGAGGGAACGCUGCAGUCCGUUCUGUUGCUCACUGCAUGAGAACUCUUCCUCCCGCUGACACAUACAUGUGGCUUGUUUGUUGUGGACAUGUAAUUGGAGAUAUCGCUGCACUGAUGCUCAGAUCAUUGAGAAUAUUUACUGGUGCAAUGUCCGGUUUCAAUUUAAGGAGUAAAACUGAUUCAUGUAUGUGUUCGAAAUAAAGAAAUGUGCCAAUUA
Messenger RNA from Xyrauchen texanus (razorback sucker), 1209 nucleotides. Its product is annotated as neuromodulin-like. Gene Ontology annotation, biological process: regulation of growth. The coding region runs from base 200 to 790 and encodes 196 amino acids. The transcript is spliced from 3 exons. NCBI's taxonomy places the organism in Eukaryota, Metazoa, Chordata, Actinopteri, Cypriniformes, Catostomidae. Gene Ontology annotation, molecular function: protein binding. The record is from RefSeq and is a predicted model, not a curated record.